CACACCGCCAUGCGAAACAACGUCGAUGGUUAAACGUCACUAUUUGAGGUUACGUCGUGUUCUCAAUUCGCAGCGCUAUGAGUGUACCACGUACCCAUGAGUCAGGGAAGAAUAUUAACUGACUAAUAAAAUCAGCGUCACUUGACAGCCACAGAAUUUCAGAAUGGUACUAAUAACCUUCCAAUAACCUGUUGUGCUCUGUAUUACAUGAAGUACGCAAAGCAUAAUGAAGUUUAUGCCAGAAUUGUUUACACAAUCUUCAGCUCGGCUUGGCACACUGUCAGAAUUAGAGAGAACACCUGAUGUGGUAUUGGAAACACCACUAUUAAUGCUUUACACAAAGCGUGGUAGCGUUCCGCAUAUUACCAAAGAGGUACUAGAAAUGAUUACGCCAGAAAAACUGUUACUAACAAUGUCACUGCCUACCACAUUCGACAUGACCGAUCCAGUCCGACAAUUUAAAUCAAUUGCAGAUUUUGUGGGAUUGAAGGAAUAUCCUGUAUUUCUUACAAUGGAAGAUCCGGCACAACCCACUGUUUCUGGCUACAAUGACGAAGACACUAUUGCAGUGUGGACCAGACAUGGAAAGCAGAUAAUUAACGCAGAUGGUUAUAUGGAUAUAGUCGAGGCAUUUAGGCCAGACUUUUAUCUGGCACUAUACGACAGCGAUACCCACUCUGGUAGCAGUUCCAAGAGAAUCACAAAAUCUGUAGACCGCAGUAUAAAAAUGCUUGAUAAGUGUUUAACCAGGCAUAAGGCGUCUGAAGUCGUAAGAAAUAAAGGCAUUUUUGGCGCCGUUGGCGGUGGAUACAACACAACGGCUAGAGAAAUGAGCAUAAAACAUUUAGAAGGCAAAGAUUUGGCUGGAUAUGUUAUUGACGGGUUACACAAUAACGGACCAGAAACUGAAAAGAUCCCUUUCCAGUUUGUGGAAGAUAUCGUCAAACACACGAUUAGCUUAUUACCACAGGACAAAAUGCGUGUCACGAUGGGUGCCUGGAACCCCGUAACUGUAAUAAAUCUCAUCAAACUAGGAGUGGAUUUAUUCGAUUCUUCUUAUCCCUAUCUCAUCACCGAACGAUCAUGUGCACUCACAUUUUUAUACCAUCAUUCUGAAACCGGCGAAUCGCCUAUGAUAUCGAUAUCAGAAAAACGGUAUGCGGAUGAUUUCACACCUAUUUGCAAAGAUUGCAAGUGUUUGACAUGUUUGAAUCAUACGAGAGCGUAUCUGCAUCACUUGUAUCAGACCAAAGAACUCUUGGGCGCAGUUCUCUUAAUGAUACAUAACAUACACCAUUACCUAGAAUAUUUCAAGGAGAUACGAAACAGUUUACGGAACGGCACUUUUCGGGAACUAGAAACCAAAAUUUAUGUGAUAUUUGCUAAAAAUGAUUCAGCAAACUAAAAUUUGUGUAUAGUAUCAAUAAAACCAUUUUUUCUAA
This is a messenger RNA of Neodiprion fabricii, 1442 nucleotides long. Its product is annotated as queuine tRNA-ribosyltransferase accessory subunit 2. The record is from RefSeq and is a predicted model, not a curated record. Lineage: Eukaryota; Metazoa; Arthropoda; Insecta; Hymenoptera; Diprionidae. Bases 227 to 1405 code for a protein of 392 amino acids. The transcript is spliced from 7 exons. Gene Ontology annotation, molecular function: tRNA-guanosine(34) queuine transglycosylase activity.